This is a messenger RNA of Drosophila albomicans, 3114 nucleotides long. Its product is annotated as tetratricopeptide repeat protein 36 homolog. Bases 114 to 782 code for a protein of 222 amino acids. NCBI's taxonomy places the organism in Eukaryota, Metazoa, Arthropoda, Insecta, Diptera, Drosophilidae. Gene Ontology annotation, biological process: cilium assembly. Gene Ontology annotation, molecular function: protein binding. The record is from RefSeq and is a predicted model, not a curated record. The transcript is spliced from 3 exons.
AAAAAAAAGAAAGAAAAAUAAAAACAAAACGUUUUUUUAUAUAACAACCAUUUUCUUGCAGUGCAUUCGAGUAGUUUGUUAUGUUAUCUUUCGAUUAUUUCGAUUCCUAACUGAUGAACCGGUUAAACGGCCUGUUUUACAUAGCAAUGCGCCGUGUUUUGAUCAACAAACUGGCCUCAGUUUGCCAUAGAAUCGCAAUCCAUACGGAACAACGAGUUAAUAUGCCGCAGGCUAAUCUUAAACUGAGUGCACACGAUCAGCAGGUGUUGGAGUCCGUCUUCAAUCCCUUGGAGCUCAGUGGCAUUGUGCCCCACAAUGGUGCUAUCCAGGCCGAAAUGGAACUAAUCGAUGUCGAGCCGGAAUCGGAAAAUCUGCAAGCAUCUAGGGAACUUGAGCUGCUCGCUGUGCGUUUAACGGAGCAGGGAGAAUUGGAUGAGGCACUACUGAAAUUCGCAGAGGCAUUGCGGCUCUCUGAACGAGCCUCCGUUUUUAAUAAUCGAGCGCAAACAUUGCGCUUGGCCAAACGUGAUAACGAUGCUCUUGAGGAUCUAAAUCGUGCUCUGACACUCGCAUCCGAGCAACAACUGCGCACCAAAUGCCACGCCUACUGUCAACGUGGCGUGUUGCAUAGAAAAUUGGAAAACUUGGACGCUGCACGCACCGACUUUGAAGCUGCCGCGCAGCUUGGUAGCAAAUUCGCCAGAGAGCAGCUGGUGGAAAUCAAUCCAUUUGCUGCACUCUGCAAUCAAAUGCUGCGCCAAGCCUACGAUCAACUGAAAUGAGCGCUUCACGUUCAGCAUCGGCUCUGAUUUAGCGAAUAAGGCGAACGCUCGUUAACAUAAAUAAAAAUUAAUUAAGCUCAAGACGCGUCAUUUUAUGCGAUAAGCGACAGCAAAAGCAACCGGUGGCGAUGCCGCGUUAUGUGGCAAGCUGCAAAUUCGAGCGGCAAACAGCAAGCAAGCAAGCAAAAAAAAGCAAAAAAAAAAGUGGCACGUGGAACGCACUGCACAGUUGCAACCACAAAAGUCUCGGGAUUCGGGAGUCAAGAGUCGUGAGCUCUCGGGGGCCAAUAUACGAGUUCGAAUUGAACGGCAACAAAAAACAAAAACAGUUAUUAAAUGCAGCAGGCCAGGCAGAGGCUAGUGGCUUGUCAGAUUGCAGCAGGCACCUUCUAGCCAUAGCUGUAGCUGUAUCUGAAUGUGGAUUCAACGGCAAACCCGCUCCCCAGUCUCGGCGAAGCGACAACGACAACGGCAACGAGGACGACCGCAAGCUAAAUUAAAAUAAACGAAAGUGGUUUACGCAGGAUAACGAGCAAAGCUAAGAGAAAAGGGCAAGGGCAAGGGAAUGGGAAAAGGGGCUCUGGGAUUUGUGCAAACGGCGUGCGGUUUCGUGGCACGAGCACACAAGCAGGAUCCAGAUCCUGAACAGAGCCGCCAGUCAUGUAAGCGCGCCAAGCUUAACAGUAAAGCUUAAAAGACGACGACGAUUUUGGCCCUAAGUCAAAGUAACCUGUUGUUUUUGUUGUUAAUGUUGCUGUUGUAAAAGGCCUUUGCUUUUGUAUAUGCAACGACCUGCAACGAUUGCGGUCAAAAGACGCGCGUCCUGCUGCUCCUGGCGCAGAGGAGCAGGUGCAGCAACCACACAGCCAAAUACAUAUACGAUAUACAAAACAAAAACCAAAGGAAAAAAAAGCAGCAGCAACAACAGCAGAAAAGGAAAAACAAAAACUGUAUAGGCAACAAUCGAAUGUGAAUGCAAGUCAAGAGAGAUAUUCAAACUCGUAGAUGCGCGAGCUAAAGUCGCUCUAGCUGGACAAGGACGAGGGUUGAAGUAGCGCCCCUUGUGGAAACCAAUUUUUGAUUGAUCUCCUGCAGUUGGAGCUACCCAAAGUAGAAACUGUGUAAAGGCACUCGCACUCGUCCUCAUUAUUGUUACCAAGUGAGUGCAAUGAGCGCAUGCGCAUGCAGUUUCUUGAAGGAAGAAGGAAGUUGCCUCGCAUCGCCUCGCCUCAGCGUAGGUAGAUCAACAAUAACAGCAACAGCAACAGCAACAACGGCAACAACAGCAAGAUCCUGCGUAUCCUGCGUCAGUUGUGCUGAAGCCGCAGCAAAAAGAACGCCAUAUGUUGCACUUCAGCUAAAGGUAAGCAGGCAGCCCAAAAGAGUCAAGAGCUCAGCUAAAUCAUUCAUUGCUGCUGCUGCUGCUGUUGCUGGGGAGCAGCAUCAUCAGCCUCAACAUUAUCAUCAUACUUUCGUGGACUAUCCCCAAACUCGCAGCGGAACUAAAUACCAAUCUUGACCAUGCCGGAACUGUAAUUUGAUCGACAGCACCAACAGAUAGAUAUUAGAUAGCAUCUCCGAAGUUUUUUUUCUUCCUGCCAAAUUAUAAACUAAGCCCGGCUAGAAUGAGAUUCUGCUUCCCUUUGGGUUAUUCACCCUCAACUCAACUCAACUCGGCUUGGCUCAACAGUUGCAUUUGUUUCCUCUACUGUGUCCUUUUUUCAGUCUUUUUUUCGUUUUUGAAUUGCCCCUACUCUCUUUUUUGUUGCUCAUUUUUGUUGCUUCUCUGGCGCUGCUGUUCGAGUAUCCGAGCUGUGCAUUGUGUACCUGAGAUCGGGGCGCGUGCCUGCUGUCGUCGUUCAGCUCUCAGCUUAGGGCCCUGACUCUGACUCUGGCUCUGGUUCUGACUGCGGCUCUGUAUCAGUCUCGGCCUCUGCCUCGAUUUUGACCAACACAUGACGCGGCAUGUUGCCGCUACUGCUGAUGCCUCGUCCUCCCUGAACCUCUCUACGCUCUCGUACAUCCAGUUUUUUCUCUGCUAUGUGUGUAGAAUAAACGCUUCGUGCAGCAACUGUAAUUCAGGUUUGCUUAUGCAAAUAUUUUGAUAGCACCGAGGACAGCAUCGAAGUAUCAAUGAAACGUUGUUAUAAUUGACUAAAUAACCAAAAAGCCAAAUGAUGAGAUGUGGUCUUGACUAGUAAAACUCAAAACAGGGAUUAGGGUAAUAUGUUGAUGAGUUUCACAAAACUUUUGCAAUGGUAAUGAGAUCAUGUCAAUGAAGCCAUAUUUUCAACGAGUAUCUUUAUUAAAUUUAAAUGUCAAAGCAGUAAGA